Solanum verrucosum is the source of this 531-nucleotide messenger RNA. RefSeq lists its product as uncharacterized. Lineage: Eukaryota; Viridiplantae; Streptophyta; Magnoliopsida; Solanales; Solanaceae. The coding region runs from base 1 to 531 and encodes 176 amino acids. The record is from RefSeq and is a predicted model, not a curated record. The transcript is spliced from 3 exons.
AUGCCGAGAAAUACUGAUCCAAAUCCUAAGCAGGGUAUACCCAAGUAUGUGAAAUAUGUGAAGGAGAUUGUGGCAAAUAAAAGGGGGCUGACAGAAUAUGAAAUUGUUGCACUAACUGAAGAGUGCAGCUCCAGAAUCCAAAAUAGGUUGCCCACUAAACUGAAAGAUUCGGGUAGCUUUACGAUUCAGAUCACUAUAGGGCAGAGAAUUCAUGCGCGAGGAUUGUGUGAUCUAGGAGCUAGCAUAAAUCUGAUGCCAACUUCUUUGUACAAAAAGCUGGGGUUGGGUAGUCCUAAACCUACUACCAUCAUCUUACAAUUGACUGAUAGACUGAAGACCGUUCUUAGCGACUGGAGGGCCAUGAUAGAUGUAGCAGCUGGGCAACUUACUAUGCGAUCAUAUGAUAAAGUGGAGGUGUUCGACGUCUAUAAAGCAUUAAAGUUGCCAGCUAUGUAUGAGGAGUUGUCUGCCAUAACUGUGAUAGAUCUUGAGGCAGAGGCUCGCUACAUUGAAUCUAAGGACCCUUUAUAG